Messenger RNA from Carassius carassius (crucian carp), 1113 nucleotides. RefSeq lists its product as uncharacterized. The transcript has 5 exons. Bases 70 to 1032 code for a protein of 320 amino acids. NCBI's taxonomy places the organism in Eukaryota, Metazoa, Chordata, Actinopteri, Cypriniformes, Cyprinidae. The record is from RefSeq and is a predicted model, not a curated record.
GAGCGAGGCCAUUUUAUAUUGCUGUGGAGAUUGAGAAGAGUUGUUGUAUGCUGGAGUGUCAUUGCCGCGAUGCCGACGAAACGCUGUUAUUUUCAUCCGGAUUGCAGGUCCACUUUGUUCAGCCUUCCUAGGGACGGGGAAGUUAGGGAUCAAUGGUUAAAAUUUAUUUUUAACUCGGUCCCUCAAAAUUAUUACCCAAAUCUUGCUCUCUGUGCUGCUCAUUUUACGGAGGAAAGCUUCCACAAUCUUUGCGAGUUCAAUGCAGGAUUCGCCCAACGGCUUGUCCUGAAAGAUGGAGCAGUUCCAACUUUAAAAACAGAAGCUGUUUACGGGCCACAACCUACAACAUCUCAGCAGGGUUCGAGUUCCCAAGAGCUCCCCACUACAUCUACACUUCAUGAAGUUGGAUGUCAGUCAGACCCUAUAGAGACCGAAACUGUAGCCAUAGAGAUAAAGCCAAAGAUGCGAUCAUUGGGCACACAACUUUCAAUGGGUACAUUGAGCAGUUUCCACUUAAGGAGCAAAGGCAUUCAGGCAACAUAUUAUGGUCAUGAUGUGGGCACCCAAACAACUGAGAUGUUUCCUGAUCUGUCUUCAACACCAGUAAGGGGCUCAGUCUUCAGGCCCAGUAAGAGACCUCAUCUGGUGUUAGAUGAGGAAGAAGAAUCAGAAUUAAAUGUCGAACCCACCAAUUCCACAUAUAACCCAGAUUCUGUUGUUACUGAAGAAUCAGAAUUGGCGAUAGAUCCACAGCCCGACCACAGCGAUAACAAAUACAUUGUUUUUGAAAGCUGUCUUCGAGAGCUGUUUGUGUCCUGUCCAAUUUGUAAGACAAAGUGUGUUGUCCAGAUCAGACGAAGGGGGACUUUUGUUGCAUUCACCCAGCUUUGUGAAAAGUGUAACUACUACAGACAGUGGCAGAGCCAGCCCAUUGUAGGGAGUACCCCACUUGGAAACCUGCUAUUGUCUGCUGCAACGUAUUUUACCGGUGGAUCUUUUAAACAACUAGAGAAGGUAUUACAAUUACAAUAAAAUUCACAAAAAACUACUGUGUUGUUUCAGUAUGUAUGUACUGUAUGAUUUCUAUGUUAAUAGAUUUUCAAGGCCAUGAAG